AUGAGUAAGCGGUUGUUUCUAUGCAUAGUCGACGACUUGAAAGCCAACUACGAUUAUUUUAAACAAAAAGUGGAUGCGAGAGGGGCACUUGGAUAUACCGGUAUCCAAAAGUGUACGUCGGCGUUACGAAUCCUUGCUUAUGGAAACACAACCGACAUCAACGACGAGUAUCUAAAAAUGGGUAUUAUUGAUUUGUAUGGUGCGCGUUAUCUUAGAACGCCCACAUGGGACGACCUUCAAAAGAUCUACGAGGUACAUUCGAUGCAACAUGGUUUGCCUGGUAUGAUCGGGAGCUUGGAUUGCAUGCAUUGGCAUUGGGAUAACUGCCCGACCGCAUGGCGAGGCCAACACACACGGGGUGACCAAAAAGGACCCACUGUUAUUCUUCAGGCGGUUGCUUCACAGGACCUUUGGGAGUGGAUUUCUGGCAAAGCUCCAAAAGCGUCGUUUUACGCAAAUGGAAACUACUACCCUCAUGGAUAUUAUUUGUGCGACGGAAUUUAUCCUAGUUAUUCGAUUUUCUUGAAGACGUUUAGUGAUCCUAUUGAUGAAAAAAGAACGAAGGAAAGGCGAUAUGCAGAAUUAUGUGCCAGAAGCCGUUCAACAGGAGCAUCCACAGACGUCAAUGGACGAAGAGUGAAUAAUGCGCGAGAGUUGCAUUACGAACCGUACCAUUCCGCGUUAACGGUUGAUUUGGUACAACACGCAUGGUCGGUUCGGUAUGUACCACCUGAGGGUGAAGAAGAAACGGAGGACGAGGAAGACGAAGUUGGCGAGGGUGAAGAAAGCGAAGACGAAAACUAA
Messenger RNA from Helianthus annuus (common sunflower), 804 nucleotides. RefSeq lists its product as uncharacterized. The record is from RefSeq and is a predicted model, not a curated record. The transcript has 4 exons. The coding region runs from base 1 to 804 and encodes 267 amino acids. Lineage: Eukaryota; Viridiplantae; Streptophyta; Magnoliopsida; Asterales; Asteraceae.